Sugiyamaella lignohabitans is the source of this 867-nucleotide messenger RNA. RefSeq lists its product as uncharacterized. Gene Ontology annotation, molecular function: GTP binding. The transcript has a single exon. NCBI's taxonomy places the organism in Eukaryota, Fungi, Ascomycota, Dipodascomycetes, Dipodascales, Trichomonascaceae. The coding region runs from base 1 to 867 and encodes 288 amino acids. The record is from RefSeq and is a predicted model, not a curated record. Gene Ontology annotation, cellular component: mitochondrion.
AUGCAAACCGAUAUGAAAAAGGACAAUUUACGUCGGCUUGCAAUUCCCUUUAAACUCCAGCCUGUUCAGAGAUCAGUUGCGAGUGGUUUGACUAAUGCCGACAUUCAAAAAGCAUUUCAAUUCUUUAACCGGUGUGAAACAAAACUGGCUGAUGUUGUCAGUAAUGUAGAACAGUUGCGGGAGGAGGGUGGAGCCACAAGAUCCUCACCUAAUCUACCAGAGGUGAUGAUGCUGGGACGUAGUAAUGUUGGCAAAUCCAGUUUAAUAACAGCACUUAUGUCUCCACUGAACAACGACUAUGUUGGUAGUAAUAACAAGAUCAAAGAGUUUGCCAGAUCAUCGUCCAAGUCGGGAUUCACUCAAUAUCUGCAUUAUUACAAUUGCGGAAGGAAACUGAAAAUAAUAGAUACGCCAGGAUAUGGACAUGCCUCUAAAGAAGCACAUGGAAACUUAGUUUUGAGAUAUUUACAGAUGCAGAAAAACUUGCGGAGAGUUUAUGUUCUAGUAGAUGGGUAUGUAGGCAUCAGCCCUUUGGACCAUGAGAUGUUCAGGAUACUUGGAGCAAAUGGUAUUCCUUGGAAUAUUGUACUUACAAAGCUUGACAAGCACAUAACAAAGCCCGGGAUUACAAAGAGUUCAAAAUCUGGCACUAAACAAUUUCUCACUGAACAAGAUGCGGAUGUCAUUAACGGGGUAGUUGUAAAUGCACUGCAGUAUGUCAAAACGAUGAGCAGCACACCUGAUGCUGAAGGUGGUAAUGGAACAGUGCUAGAAGAGGUUUUUGGUACCUGUUCACAUCGGCGGCUUAAUUACAUGGGUAUCCCAGAGCUGAGAGCUUCUGUAUUAUCUACGUGUGGGUUACUUUGA